AUGGGAAGCUGCAUAUCAACGCAAGGGAAAACGGUUACACGAAAGAGGAAGGAUCUAAACAAACCAAAGAGCUAUCAUAGUUAUGAGGUCGUAACAACACCGACGGCGGCGGCGCGUAGGUCGAGCGUGACGGCGCGUAUUCCCGUGAACGUGGUUUCGAACCCGAGUGCUGGGAACAUAUUUGACAAGUACCAGUUGGGGAAGGAGCUUGGGCGAGGUGAGUUCGGGGUGACGCAUCGGUGUGUGGAGAUUGGAACGGGUGAGGCAUUUGCGUGUAAGAAGAUAGCGAAGACGAAGCUGAGAACGGAGAUAGAUGUACAAGAUGUGAAGAGAGAGGUGCAGAUCAUGAGGCAUUUGCCUAAACACCCAAACAUUGUUUCCUUCAGAGAGGCAUAUGAGGAUAGAGACGCUGUUUACCUUGUCAUGGAGCUUUGCGAAGGUGGCGAACUCUUUGAUAGGAUCGUAGCCAAAGGCCAUUACACCGAGCGUGCCGCUGCUAAUGUUAUCAAGACCAUUCUUGAAGUUUGCAAGGUGUGCCAUGAGCAUGGCGUGAUACAUAGGGACUUAAAACCUGAGAAUUUCUUAUUUGCUGAUGGAACGGAGGGUUCUUCAUUAAAGGCAAUUGAUUUUGGGCUUUCCACCUUCUAUGUGCCUGGAGAAAGAUUCAAUGAAAUUGUUGGAAGUCCCUAUUACAUGGCUCCUGAGGUUUUAAGACGUAACUACGGAACUGAAAUUGAUAUUUGGAGCACAGGCGUAAUUCUUUAUAUUUUACUUUGUGGAGUUCCACCCUUUUGGGCAGAAACUGAGGAAGGGAUUGCCCAGGCUAUCAUCCGGGGUAAUAUAGAUUUCACAAGAGAUCCUUGGCCUAAAGUUUCAGACGAAGCCAUAGACCUUGUUAAGCGUAUGCUUGAUCCAAAUCCAUACACCCGGAUAACAGUUCAAGAAGUCCUUGAACAUUCCUGGAUACAACAUAGGGAGCAUGGUCGAAAUAUUUCUCUUGGAGACCAAGUGAGAAUGAGGAUCAAGCAAUUCUCCUUGAUGAACAGAUUCAAAAAGAAAGUUCUUCAAGUGGUGGCCGAUAACCUGCCAGAUGAGCAAGUAGAUGGGUUUAAGCAAAUGUUUGAUAUGAUGGACAAGGACAAAAACGGAAACUUGUCAUUUGACGAGCUCAAAGAUGGCCUUUCAAUGAUUGGACAUGCUAUUCCUGAUCCUGAUGUCCAGAUGUUAAUGGAUGCUGCAGAUAUUGAUGGAAACGGCACCCUUAAUUGUGAAGAGUUCAUCACAAUGAGUGUUCAUCUGAGAAAGAUAGGAAGUGAUGAGCAUCUCUCUAAAGCAUUCAGUUACUUCGACAAGAAUCAGAGCGGAUAUGUUGAGUUUGAGGAGUUGAAAGAUGCCUUAUCUAAUGAUGACCCAGGAGCCAGUAUUAAUGACCAAGUGAUCAAAGACAUUAUCAAUGAUGUCGACUUAGAUAAGGAUGGUCGAAUCAGUUUUGAGGAGUUCAAGGCAAUGAUGAAGACAGGAGGGGAUUGGAAAAUGGCUUCUCGGCAGUAUUCAAGAGCAUUACUAAAUGCAUUAAGCUUCAGGAUGUUUAAAGACAAAUCUGAUAAGGGUAACUAAUUAAAUUUCAUGAGGGGGUAGACCAAGUUCUCAGUUUUCGUGCCUCUUGAUAAAUGGUCAGAAACUCUGCAAAGCAAUGUACAAUUAAGCUGCAUGCUCUCUAAUAUUUUGACCUAUGAACAUUUGGU
This is a messenger RNA of Gastrolobium bilobum, 1745 nucleotides long. RefSeq names its product calcium-dependent protein kinase 24-like. Bases 1 to 1617 code for a protein of 538 amino acids. Gene Ontology annotation, biological process: intracellular signal transduction; peptidyl-serine phosphorylation; protein autophosphorylation. Gene Ontology annotation, cellular component: nucleus; cytoplasm. Gene Ontology annotation, molecular function: calcium/calmodulin-dependent protein kinase activity; calmodulin binding; calcium ion binding. NCBI's taxonomy places the organism in Eukaryota, Viridiplantae, Streptophyta, Magnoliopsida, Fabales, Fabaceae. The transcript has 8 exons. The record is from RefSeq and is a predicted model, not a curated record.